AUGGAGGAGACGUACCUUCUCAACUACCCAGGAGUCAGGAAGAAGAUUCUGGCUGGAGGCAGGGGACCGCUGCCACACUUUCCACCUGGGACAAAGCUGGUGUUCCACUUCCAGACGCUUUUAGACAAUUUUGAGCGGACGGUCAUCGAUGACAGUCGACUGGCUGGAAGGCCAGCUGAGAUAUUUGUUGGAAAAAUGUUCAAGAUGGAGGUCUGGGAGACCCUGCUGACGUCCAUGAGGACUGGGGAGGUGGCUGAGUUCUGGUGUGAUGCCAUUCACACAGGGUUGUAUCCAAUUGUGUCCAAGGGAAUGAGGUUGAUCGCUCAAGGGAAAGACCCCCUAGAAGGCCAAAGACAUAUGUGUGGCAUGGGAAACGUGUUCCACUUUCACUCCACUGGCUUCCCAGAGUUGGAUGACCUAAUGAGAACUCCUCAACCACUUAUAUUUAUCAUGGAACUGUUGCAGGUUGGAGACCCUAUGUCCUACCACAGGGAGUCAUGGAUGAUGGACAAGGAUGAGAAGCUGCAAACGGUGCCAAUCCUUCACAUGCAGGGCAAUGCACUGGUCAAGCAGAGAGAAUUCAGAGAGGCUUCCAGCAAGUACAAAGAGGCUGUGCUGCUGCUGAAAACAGUCCAGAGCAGAGAGAUGCCGGGCAAUAUAGAUUACAUUCACUUGGGUCGAAUGAUCAUUCCCCUGGAGUUGAACUACUGCCAGUGCAUGUUGGAGCUGGAGGAGUAUUAUGAAGUGAUAGAGCACACAACUGAACUGCUGGAGAAACACAAAGACUGUGUGAAGGGCUACUACAAGAGAGCCAAGGCCCACACUGCCGUGUGGAAUGCAGAGGAGGCCCAGAGAGACUUCAACAUGGUGGCCCACCUGGACGUCACUCUGGCGUCGCUUGUCAAUCGAGACCUGAAGGACCUGUCAGAACGCAUGAAGGAGAAGUACUGGGAGGAGAAGGAGAAAUACUGGAACAUGCUGGAGAUGAAGAAGAACAAAAAUGAAGAUGAUGAGGAGGUGGAGGAACAGGAGAGAGAAGAAGGAAAACAAGAGAGUGAAAGUGUGACCACAGAGAGUAAAGAUGAAGUAGGGAAGGAUGAAGAAGGCAAACAUGGAGGAAAUAAAGAAGGCGCUGCAAAAGUUGCACUGGCUGAGGGAGCAGAAAAUGAAGAGGAUGCAAGCUCUUCUAAGACCAAGCCAUUUGCUUCAGGUACAACAGAGGGGAAGGACUGGCAGCAGAUGUUACGACUCAUCAUGUUGCUGGAGAAAGAAGGAAAGUUCCUCAUAAAAGAAAACCACUUUCAAGAUGCUUCUGCAAAGCUCAAGGAGGCCAUAGAAUAUGUGGACGUCCUUCAGAAUACGGUUAGUGGAACUGAUUAUAUAGUUGUGUGAAAGCACGCACACAAGUAAUGUAGUAAAACCUUUUGUUGUGAUGACGAUUCUCCAGGUGGACUUCAGAAUAGAUUCUCACCAUAUUAACAACCGCCAGUUCAAUCCAUUCAGUGUAAUGAAUGGUCAAAUGUGCCAGAAAGGCUUAGAAAACGAUUGUGGCUUGUAAACUAUAAUCAUCUGUCAUUGUGGCUUUUUUAGUGAAGAGCAGCUGUGGUAUUGUAGGUACGCUGGCGAAGUGAAGAGCAGGGAAAAAGUGCUAAAAAUAACAGCUAUCCACAGAGAUAUCACUGUGACAACACUCGCCGGUGCUCCUUUUCUCUUUCUUAAACUCCCUCAUUCUCCCACACCUGUCUAAACUACCUUGUGCUUUUCGCACACAACAAAUUCCUUCUUCUCUUCCAUAUUGAUUUCUCCUCCUCCUAUUCUUACAGUCCUUUACCUUCUCUCGCCAUCAUUUUCAACAUCAUCCCUCCUAACCCUUUAUGUUUUCAUUACUCUGUUGUCUUUAAACAGCCACCAUCUCAACCCUCAUCCUGUCCUCUCUGUGUACUCAACAGGCGGAUCAACAGGGCGAGGACUGGGAGUUGCUGGAGAAAGUGCGUCUUCCG
Messenger RNA from Monopterus albus (swamp eel), 2000 nucleotides. Its product is annotated as aryl-hydrocarbon-interacting protein-like 1. Gene Ontology annotation, molecular function: peptidyl-prolyl cis-trans isomerase activity; protein binding. The transcript has 6 exons. The record is from RefSeq and is a predicted model, not a curated record. NCBI's taxonomy places the organism in Eukaryota, Metazoa, Chordata, Actinopteri, Synbranchiformes, Synbranchidae. Bases 1 to 1392 code for a protein of 463 amino acids.